Molecule: messenger RNA, 1639 nt
Organism: Nelumbo nucifera (sacred lotus)
Lineage: Eukaryota; Viridiplantae; Streptophyta; Magnoliopsida; Proteales; Nelumbonaceae
Source: RefSeq, a predicted model, not a curated record
UAGGAUUUGUACAAAACCCCUUGUAUUAUAACCAUGACACAAAGACCCCCUUCUCCGUUAAAUCGAUAAAUAGAAAAUGUUAUUUGACGAAAAUAUCCUUCACAAGUCGAAUUAACAUUGUCAAUUUGGAGGAAAUAGACGCCCACCCAUUAUUUUUUCAUGUGGGACCAUCUUUUUCAUCUCUAUCUCCAAGAACUUUCGAGUUCAAAAGUGGGAAUCUUAUGCAGUGUACAACUCCAACUCGGACAUGGAUUAUCCGAGUAUGGAUUGGACACGUCUUGCUCCUCGUCUUGGUCCCACCAUGAACGAACACCUACAUAGUACAUAUGAUGUGGGACCCAGUAAUGUGGCCACCUCAGACGAACACACCUACAUAUGAAGAACACCCACGACUCGAGAAGCAUGUUCCCUCUCUAGACGACACCAUCGAACGGUGUAUAGGAAGUUUCGGGUGGGCUCAGCUCCUGCAAGCCAUCGCCUAGCAGACCUUCAUCGGCGUCUUCAUCGACGCCGAGCUCACCUGGCAGUGCUCUCGCCAAGACGACCCCUCCUGCAACUCUGCUUACUUCCCAAGGAUGCAUGRGCCUGGGAUAAGCCGUCACGGACAUCCGUCCUGUCGGAAUGGAACCUCACCUGCGCCGGCCCCAUCAUCGUCGGGUUACCGGCGUCGUCAUUCUUCGUGGGCUGCCUCGCUGGUGGACUCGUUUCUCGGUCGCAAGAACAUGCUCGUCCUCUCAUUUCUGAUGAUGUCUGUAACUUCUACUUAAAUGGCCUUUUCUCCCAAUAUUUGGGUCUACGUCGCCUUGAGAUUCGUUAGCGGGUUCGGUCGCGCUACGAUCGGAACUUGUGCGCUCGUCCUCUCGACGGAAAUCGUCGGAAAACGAUGGCGAGGCAAGUGCGCGAAUCACCGAGAUGGCUCCUGGUGAAAGGACGCAAAGACGAAGUAAUCAAGACAUUAAGAACCAUAACCACAAGGAAUCAAAGUAGCUUCAGGUUAAGCGUGAGCUUCUCCGGCAUAUCCAUUGUACCGGAGACGUUCGCCGCUAAUCUCUACUCUGCUAUCAAGGCAUUGGUUGAGAAAAAAUGGGCCUUUCGACGGUUAAUGGCAGUGAUGACCGUCGAUUUUGGCAUCGGAAUGGUGUACUACGGGAUGCCUUUGGGGGUCAGAAACCUGGCCUUCAGUCUCUACUUGAGCGUUCACCUUCAACGCCUAAUCAGAGCUGCCAUCGUCAUUGCUGACGUUCUUUCUUAUCAGAAAAGUGAACAUGAGAAGUUGGCUGCUGGUGUUCACAACUAUAAGUGGGAUUUGCAGUAUAAUGUGCGUGGUGGUGGGCGAGUCACGGUAGGAAUUGCAGGUGGCGGUGGAGCUGGUGAGCUUAUUUAGCGUGUGCACGAUGUUCAGCGCGUUGCUCCCGACGAGUAUGAGGAACUCGGCAUUGUUGAUGGUUAGGCAGGCGCUGGUGUUCGGCGGGGUGUUCAGUCCGGUGUUGGUGGCCGCCUGGAGGAAAGAUGGGUUCUUAUGACAUGAUGAUUGUAAGGCAGAAAUAAGGUGAGAAAACGUAUAAAAGACGAAAAGAGGUUAAAGUUGUCUUACAAGGGUAGUAUAGGAAUAAAAAAUAUUGUAAAGGCAAAUUUCUCA